UUAAAUCUCAUCUCACCCUCCCACCCUCUCUAUAUCUCCUCCUCUCUGUCUGUCUCUCUCUCUCUCUCUCAUCUCCAUCUCUCUCAAGAUAAACAAAUACACUGAAAUUGUCUCAAAAAACAGAGAGAAACCUGGGGAUUUGAGGUAAAAGCUUCCCUCUUUAGGGUCUCAAAGAAUAUCAAAAGAUGGCAACUUUAUUAACUGAUCUCCAGCUUCAAGCUCUCUUCAUUGCAAUUUGCCUAUUGUCUUCCUCCUUCUGUCUCCAGAUCGGAGAGACGUGCUCGAAAGACAGCGACUGCGACGCCGGUCUGAGCUGCCAAACCUGCGCUGCAAAUGGCAACACCCGACCCAGAUGCACCCGGAUUCAACCCACCAGUCCCACAUCAAAGGUGAAAGGUCUGCCAUUCAAUCGGUAUUCAUGGCUAACCACCCACAACUCAUACGCUCAAGCUGGAGUUAGGUCCGCCACGGGUUCCUUAAUUGUUGCUCCCAUGAACCAGAACGACACCGUUGCCAACCAACUCAAAAAUGGUGUCCGAGGGUUGAUGCUGGAUAUGUAUGACUUCAACAACGACGUCUGGUUAUGUCACUCGUAUGGUGGCAAAUGUUACAACUUCACUGCAUUUCAACCUGCUAUUAACGUGCUGAGAGAUAUUAAAACCUUUUUGGAAUCCAACCCCUCAGAGAUUGUCACCAUUUUUAUCGAAGAUUAUGUGGAAUCUCCAUCGGGCCUGACAAAGGUCUUUGAGGCAGCUGACCUCAAAAAAUUUUGGUUCCCAGUUGCUCAGAUGCCAAAGAACGGGAGUGAUUGGCCAACUGUUGAUGAUAUGGUCCAGAAUAAUCAGCGGUUGGUGGUCUUCACCUCUAAGAAAGCUAAGGAGGCUUCAGAGGGAAUUGCUUAUGAGUGGAACUAUGUUGUCGAAAAUCAAUAUGGAAAUGGAGGGAUGGUACCUGGUUCAUGUCCGAGUCGUGCUGAAUCAUCUCCAAUGGACACAACGUCUAAAUCACUAGUUCUUGUGAACUAUUUUCGCGAUCUUCCAAAUGCAUCAGCAUCUUGCAUGGACAAUUCAGCUCCCUUACUGAGCGAGUUGAAAACUUGCUAUGAAGCAGCCGGGAAACGGUGGCCAAACUUCAUUGCUGUUGAUUAUUAUCAGAAAAGUGAUGGUGGUGGUGCUCCAGAAGCAGUGGAUGAAGCCAGUGGCCAUCUGACAUGUGGCUGUGACAGAAUCACUUACUGCAAGGUAAAUGGUGGUAACGUUACAUUUGGUUCAUGCGACGUCCCAAAACUUGCUCCGCCGCCACCUGCUGCCGCCACCACCACAUCCUCUCAACCAGGUUCCGGCAACUUUGCUUCUCGGGGCAAAUCAGUCCGGUUGUUGUGGUUGUGUGGAACAAUUUUGGCUACAACUCUCUCAAUUCAGAUAUAAUUUGUUCUCUACUUUUGCUUGCUACCUCCCUUGUAAUUUUUAAACCACACGAGACAUUUUUUUGGAGAAAAAUUUGAUUCCUCUAUUA
This is a messenger RNA of Pyrus x bretschneideri (Chinese white pear), 1515 nucleotides long. Its product is annotated as PI-PLC X domain-containing protein At5g67130. Gene Ontology annotation, biological process: lipid metabolic process. The transcript is spliced from 9 exons. The record is from RefSeq and is a predicted model, not a curated record. The coding region runs from base 186 to 1427 and encodes 413 amino acids. Gene Ontology annotation, molecular function: phosphoric diester hydrolase activity. NCBI's taxonomy places the organism in Eukaryota, Viridiplantae, Streptophyta, Magnoliopsida, Rosales, Rosaceae.